CCAGACCCAGGUUGUCUCAUCAUCUGCGUCUCCAUCGCCAUGCCAGGUGCUGAUGCUCCUCAGUGAUUGCAAUGUACCUUGGCCCAAUUGGUUGUCCCACCUCACAUAUACAUACCAUCCGAGUAAGAAAGAAUCAACACUCCAUUGAGCAAAUACUCCAGUAUUUGCAGUGUGCAUUGUGUCUGGGGCUGCUGUAUGUUCUCCUCCUGGCUACCAUCACAGUGCUGUGGGUAAAGUUGAGAGAGAGAGACCAGUUACAGACCAGUUACAGCAACCUGACUGUAGAGAUAGACCAGCUAAAGAAAGAGAGAGAAAGACUCCAAAGAAUGUUUUCUUAACUAGGCUGGAGAUGCUUCAGCUCCAGUAUGUAUUACAUCUCUACUGGAGAGAAGAGCUGGAGUGAGAGCAGACAGGACUGCAGAGAGAGAGGAGCAGACCUGGUGACCAUAAACAGCAAAGAGGAACAGGAGUUCAUCAGCAAAACUCUUGGUAGUCUUUCUGCUUGGAUUGGUUUAGAGGGAACUUGGAAAUGGGUGGAUGGUACAGCACUGACCACCCGAUACUGGGGAAGUGGGGAACCCAAUAGUCGUGCAGGGGAUGAGGACUGUGUUAUGCUUAAUGACGGGAAAUGGGCAGAUUAUCCUUGUAGUUCCUAUUUCAUUUGGAUUUGUGAAGAUUUUUCAAAAGUCAUUUGGGCAUCAUUAGAGGUCCAAUAG
This is a messenger RNA of Electrophorus electricus (electric eel), 716 nucleotides long. NCBI's taxonomy places the organism in Eukaryota, Metazoa, Chordata, Actinopteri, Gymnotiformes, Gymnotidae. The record is from RefSeq and is a predicted model, not a curated record.